AUGGGUGUGUCUGUGUGGUUGAAACACAAUAUGAGUAGCAAGGCGAGUCCGUGCCGUGACUGAACGCAACAGGUACACCUUCGCACCGUGAACAGCCAGGACAAUAUGUCACAAACUAUUAAGAGGAUUUCAAUUUCCUACGAUGCCUUGAAUCCCAGCAACACGUUCACCAGCGGAGAUUUACUACACGGACGAGUUACCGUUGAAGUAGCAAAGGACACGAAAAUAGACAGUCUUCUCAUUAAAUUUAAAGGUAAAGCGUUCGUACGUUGGACCGAGCGUCACGGGAAAAGAACAGUCACCUACUGGGACAAGGAGAAGUACUUUACCUCGGAGCAAUACUUCAUAAGGGAACACAAAGGCAACGACGACGUUGCCCCAGGUCUGUUGAAAAAUGAAGCUGGACAGCCCUAUUGUGACGUUGUUGCCCCUGGGACUCAUGUGUACCCUUUCACAUUUCAGAUCCCCCAGCAGACUCUCCCAGCAUCCUUUAACGGUACAUGGGGAUAUGUUGGCUACUUCUUGGAGACCAAACUGAGCAGGUCAAUGCGAAUCUCAAGCAAAGACAAAGUGGAGAUACGCUAUAUUCCAAAGCCAGACAUGACAGAUCCAGCUCUUAUGACACCCCAGUAUGGUACAAAAGACAAGAAGAUGAAACUGUUUACCUCUGGAAGUGUGUCAUUCACUAUCCACACAGAGAGAAUGGGCUACUCUUUGGGAGAAGGAAUUAAGGUUGUGGCCGAUGUUCAGAACAACUCCUCUCGGGCCCUCAGACCCAAGUACUGCCUUUACUCUAAGCAUAGUUUCUUUGCACGGGGCAGAAGGAGGUUAAACACUCACGAGAUAUUGAAAGAGGAAGGAGAGCCCAUUGCACCAUCCACACAUCAGACCAUAACCAAAAUCCUCACCAUCCCACCAAGUCUCACCAUGUCCAUACUCAUCUGUAGGAUCCUGAAGGUUGAAUACAAACUCAAGGUCUACCUUGAUGUUCCAUAUGCUUCUGACCCCGAGAUCAAGUUUCCUGUUGUCAUUCUUCCGCUUGCACCAUCCAAGGGAGAGCUUGGUCCACCAGCUCCAUCUUUUGGGUUUGGGGAUUAUUGGAACCCUGGCCAAGCAGGGUGGAACAGCGCGCCGUACUCGGCUCCUUCUGAUGCGCCGUUCACGCCUCCGCCGUAUACGGCUCCUCCUGCUGCCCCGUUCUCGGCUCCGCCGUAUACGGCUCCUUCUGAUGCGCCGUUCACGGCUCCUCCUGCUGCCCCGUUCUCGGCUCCGCCGUAUACGGCUCCUCCUGCUGCGCCGUAUACGGCUCCCUCUGCUCCCUCUGCUGCUCCUCCUCCAGCCUAUGAGUCCUAUGCACUGUAUCCUCCAUUACCUAAUUAUUCUGAAAAACCUUGAGUGACCAACUAGUGAUGAAUAAUAUUUAUCAGUAGAUGAUCAAAGAGGAAAGAAGAAAAAGAAGACGAUGCAAAUAAUGUAUAUAUAUAAUGUACUGUGUAUGUGUAUAUAUAUAUAUUUUUAUACCUGGGUUCUUAUGAGGAUCUUAUCGGGGGCACAGAGAAAAGUGGUGCCAAUGUCAUUUGAAUUUGUCAGUAAAAAUAAGCAAUAGCAAAAUAAGAUGGCUUAGAUUUAUUCAGCAUUGAGAUUGUUGUUUUUACAUUCAAAGUAAACUGUUUCACAAACCAUACCAACUUCAUUUAAAUGUAUUCAAUAUUCUGUACAUGGUUAGUAUGCUGACUUUCAGCCACAAUAAUUCCCCACAAAACAAUGCUUUUACCCUUCGAGUGAGAAGUGUUUAUUUUGUAAUUACUUUGUAAAGGGUGCCACCUACUGGCUAACUUGAACUCCUGAAAUCCGGCUCCAUAAAUUACCAAAGUUCCACAUAACUGUGCUGUUUGGUGAGAUGUUGCAGGUCACAGCAUGCUCAGUGGGCCCCAGAGUAAAACCGAUAUCCACUCUGUAUGGAGACCCAACAGGUCAAACUUCAGUUACAAGUGGUCUGAGAAACAAAAAGCCUGAAAGAAGAAGCAUGACUCGACAUUUUUGAUAUUAGCUGCAAACAUACACUCGGGCCAAAGCAGACAAAAGCCUAUGAACCUUACAUAAUUUUAUAACACAGCAAUGUGUAUUGAUAUUCAUGAUGUAACAUUUUUGGUAGCACAUCCUUUAUAAACAAUUAUAAGUACAAAUUAACUAAUGCCAACUGCCAUUGCUUAUUGUCAGCUUUUGCAUGAAAUUACCCAUGAAAUUACUAUAUCAAAAAAAGUACAUUCCAAAGGUAAAUAUAAGGUCGGGCUAUUUUAUGUUGUGUUAUAUAACAUGUUAUUACAAUUGCCUUAUUUUUACUUUGUCACAAUGGUGACUGGCAAACACUGCCCUGAUUUAGAGUAAAGUCACAAAAGAUUGCACAUUUCAGUAGUCCAUUAUGUGUGAUUACCACUGGCACUCAUGCCCCUGGCUAAACUGCAGCCGUGGGUAUAUACUUUACCAAAUCCACUCUCACUCAGGCUAUUUUGCUAACCAGUGGUGGACGAAGUACACAAAUCCUGUACUUGAGUGAAAGUAGAGAUACACAUGGUCAAAUGUUACUCCAGUAAAAGUCCUCCUUUUACAUUUCCACUUGAGUGGAAGUACAAAAGUACUUGCCUUCAAAUGUACUUAAGUAUCGAAAGUAAAAGUCCUGAAAUGUAUUAUGACUAAUACAGUUGCAUUUACUAUUGUUGAAAUGAUUCGGCACAGACAUAGGCAUUCAUUGAGCCUUUCUCCUCCAUUCAAUGACAAAAUCAGCUUAUAAUUGUUGUAUGUAGAAAGAACUAAAAACAAACUAAUGUGAUAGUGUUUCCCAUACAUUGACUAAUUUGUGGCGGCCCACCACAAUAUCAAAAUUGACCACCACACUGAUUUUCCAGGAUGUACUAAAUUCUGCUUAUAUCUGGUUAGCAUCAUAACCAUGCUGCGCUAAUUUGUUAAAAACUGUUGCAUUCAAGUUAAUUCUGCAAACCUACCAUCACAAAUAGAAUUCAAUAAUGUGGGAAACACUGUCUUAUCUUAGAUACUUCAAAGUAACCACAUUUUUCUUUGUUGAAUGCUUUACACUUUCGGACCAAAUCAAGAUGUUCCCUUUUGUGUUUGAUAGUGUCAGAUUGUCUAUCAUUUGUUCGAUGGCGUCAAGAGGCUAGUUAUGGUAACAUCAAUAUUGUGAAAAGGGGUCAACAAGGUACAGUAAAUAGUGGAUAUGACAAUAACAUAGGGUAGGCAACACCAUUAAGUAAAGCCUAGCUCACUUAAUUGAAAAUAUACAUGUAAGUACACAUGUAUUUGGACAGUCUUUUUUCCAAAAGGAACUUCAGCUGUCACAAAAUGUAGUGGAGUAAAAAGUAAGAUAUUUGGCCUCGAAAUGUACUGGAGUAAAAGUAAAAAGUUUAACAAAAUUGAAAUACUCAAGUAAAGUACAGAUACAUGAAAAAGCGACUUCAGUACAGUAAUUGAGUAAAUGUACUCAAGUAAUGUCCACCACUGUUGCUAACAUGUUGUAUAAUGAUACAAUGUUUCGCAGUAGUAUUGACAAAGUUAGUUAUAGAAACACAGUCCGAAAUUAUUACCAAAUUGCUCUGUUUUAUAAGAGUUAAGAUAUUUAAAGUAUUUAAAGCAAGAUAAUGUAAGAGAUGAUUGUCUGAAAUGUCAAACUAAUUAUGAUAAUUCCAGCAUGUGUAUUGAAAUAAAACUGACAGUUUUCCCCA
This is a messenger RNA of Alosa alosa (allis shad), 3737 nucleotides long. Its product is annotated as arrestin domain-containing protein 3-like. The record is from RefSeq and is a predicted model, not a curated record. Gene Ontology annotation, biological process: protein transport. Bases 106 to 1395 code for a protein of 429 amino acids. NCBI's taxonomy places the organism in Eukaryota, Metazoa, Chordata, Actinopteri, Clupeiformes, Clupeidae. The transcript has 7 exons. Gene Ontology annotation, cellular component: cytoplasm; plasma membrane.